Leptosia nina is the source of this 1674-nucleotide messenger RNA. Lineage: Eukaryota; Metazoa; Arthropoda; Insecta; Lepidoptera; Pieridae. The record is from the annotation of a GenBank genome assembly.
AUGUUAGACAAUUCGUUCGAAGAAUGUCUGCAAAAAUUGGUUAAUAAUUUUAAGUGUGGAUUGCAUAUAACCGUUGUAGUACCAGAUUUAUAUUACAAGAAUUUCAUACGAUUGAACAGCAGCUGCCACAGCUAUACUCUACGGAAUUAUGAACCCCACACUUGGUAUGUGCAUACUGAUAUCUAUAUAAUUUAUUAUAAAGAAGUAACAACUGGCCUGACAGCAUGGAAAAUAAAAUACGACACCUUCUGGAAUCCGAGAGCGAAGCACAUUAUUGUCAUCUCAUAUGAAACAAGUGAUGCCAAAAAAACAGACAUAUUCCGAAAGCUUGUGAAAUAUAAAGUCUAUGAUGCUAUCGUUAUCACACAAGAAAAUGGUACCCUAGUUACGUUAACAUACUACCCUCUGGAUUUUGGCAACUGUGGAAAGAAAUAUAAACGAAUAGAAAAGUUAGAAGCCUGCACUGAUAAUAAUCAGUUUUAUCCAAUUUCUGAUUUUAAAGAAUGCUCCAUUACCGCUGUCGGAAGCGAGUACUCAUUGAACUACUCCUUCGUAAAUCAUAUCACCCAAUACGAACAGCUCGUCCUUAAUCUGAGUUCAGAAGCGAUAGGGAUUCAUUUAAACUACGAGUUUGUUGAUAUAGAUUUAAAUUCUGGCGACACAUUUCCCAAUCACACGUCCGUAGGCAUGCUAAGAUAUUUACAGAAACGCAAAUCCGAUAUUGUUUAUGGUGGAUUGUACCUAUCCAAAAAUAGAAUACAAAGUUUUGACUAUGUGCACGGCUACAAAUAUUCAGUGAUGAAAGUCAUCUUACCUAAAAUAUCUCCUAAAUUGUGGAAAAUCUUCUAUAAGCCAUAUGAACUGAACCUUUGGUUGUUGAACGGUUUUAUUUAUAUCCUUUUAUCUUGCAUCAUCAUGAUCGUUGCUCGCAAGUGCUUUUAUAUUAGGAAUAUCAGUGCGUUGCCUUUAAAGUUAUUGGACUACUAUUUCGGUCAUUCGGAUAGGGGGAUUUUCAAACUUCGGCCAUUGCGUAUACUGCUAAUAUUCUGGAUUUUGUACACAUUUUGCAUAGCAAACUUUUAUACUAGUACGCUAUUGAGUAUAAUCUAUUGCAUAAGAUACCCUAAUUUUGCGAGUAACAAUUUAUCCGAAUUAAAAGAGGCGGGUUUCAAACCGUGUAUAUCUGAUUCGACGAAUUAUUAUUUUCGGUUCACCUAUAACGUGACUUUGAACGAUGGACAGAGGCCAGAAUGUCGGCACACAGAAGACGCAUUGAAGACAACUAUGAAGAAUUAUCCAACUUAUUUCACAGUAACUGGUUUUGCGUCUUAUGGCUUAACUCUGUUUUCCAACCACAAAUAUGCUGAAGUGGAAUAUCCGAGUAAAAUUAUUUACGCGCUUUAUGCCAAUAAGGGCUUUUUAUUUUUUAAACAAUUUCAGAACAUUUCAAUCCGUAUUUUCGAAUCUGGUCUGAUGAAUAGGCACAUGCAUUUGUUUGAGCUACAAAAAAGCAAAAUGAUACAACAUGAAAAACAGAAGCAAUCCAGAAUUCUUUCUAAAGAAGAUCUUGCCAUCACAUUUAUUAUUCUCAUGGUAGGAUAUGCAAUAUCCUUUUUGGUUUUUAUUAUUGAGAUUAUUUGGCAGAAGUUUAAUAGGAAGUCUUCAAGGAAUUAA